Molecule: messenger RNA, 2469 nt
Organism: Ichthyophthirius multifiliis
Lineage: Eukaryota; Ciliophora; Oligohymenophorea; Hymenostomatida
Exons: 5
Biological process (GO): protein folding
Cellular component (GO): nucleus; cytosol
Molecular function (GO): ATP-dependent protein folding chaperone; ATP binding
Source: RefSeq, a predicted model, not a curated record
AUGUCUCAAUAGUAAAACUUAACCCAAGGAGCCAUCGGUAUAGAUUUCGGUUCAUCAAGAUCAGUUAUAGCUGUAGCUAAAAGAGGAGGUGUAGAUAUCUUAACAAACGAAGCAUCUUUAAGAGAAACCCGUAAUAUAGUCGGAUAUGGACCUAAACAACGAUUUAUGGGCGAAGCAGGAAAUGCUUAAGCUAAAAGUAACUUUAAAAAUACUGUAUCUAAUUUCAAUAGAUUAUUAGGAUUACCCCCUACCCACCCAAAACUAAGAAAUGAAACAAAAUGGAUAACAUCUAAAAUAGCCACAAAUCAAGAUGGUAAACUAGUCCAUGAAGUCUAAUAUAAAAAUGAAACAGUCUAAUUUUUGCCUGAAUAAGUGACAGGGGCUAUGCUUGGGGCUUUAAGAAAUAUUGUUUCUUCACAUAAUUUACCAAAUCAUGAAGCUGUAAUUUCUGUACCUUCAUAUUAUACAGAAUAAGAGAGAAAAGCUUUAAGAGAUGCAUGUUUGAUUGCUGGUUUAAAUCCUACUAGGUUAUUUAAUGAAAGCUCUGCUAUUUCUAUUUCUUAUGGUUUAUUUAGAAAAGCUGAAUUGGAUUCUACUGUUACUAGAAAUGUAGCUUUUAUCGAUUUAGGACAUUCCAAAUUUUCUGCUUUUGUAUCGAGCUUUAAUAAAGAAAAAUCAGCUGUUUUGGCUUAAGUACAUGAUAGAUAAUUAGGUGCUAGAGAUAUGGAUUGGCUUAUAUUUUAAAAAUAUGCAAAAAGCUUUGAAUAAAAAACUGGACUUUCACCUUAUGAAUCCAAAAAGGCUAUGUUGAGACUUUUUGAUGCCAUUGGAAAGCAAAGAACAAUCCUUUCGGCUAAUAUGGAAUCUGAAUGUAAUUGUGAGUAUUUAAUGGAAGAUUGUGACUUAAGUGAAUCUUUGACUAGAUCCGAAUUCGAAAGUAUAAUUUAACCUGUUCUUGCUUAAAUUUAAUAGUGUUUAUAAACACUUAUUUAAGAAUUAAAAAACAAAAAAAUUGAAUUACACAGUGUUGAAAUUAUCGGAGGAGCAACAAGAAUACCUAUAGUAUAAGAAAUGAUAAAGAAAUCAUUCGGAAUAGAUACAUUAAACAAGACUUUAAAUGCUUCAGAAUGUAUAGCAAGAGGUUGUGCAAUGAUGGCAGCAAUGAUGUCUCCAUUAUUUAAAGUAGCUGAAUAUAACCUUGAGGAAUCGAACUAUUACGCAAUAAAGACUAGUUGGGAUUUCUUUAAUUUAAAUGAAAAAGGUUAAAAAGUUGAUUUAGAAGGAGGCAAAAGUUCCGUAAUAUUCGAAAAAGGAUGCACUAUUCCAAAUGUAAAAUCUAUAACUUUUACUAAAAGUGAUGGAAUUAAUAUUAAUUUAUUUUAUGAUAAUCCAUCAGAAGGAUUUGAUGGUUUAUUGGCUAAUUAUGUUAUUUAACCAUGUAAACCUAAAGAAUAGACUUAUAGUGUUAAAGUUAGAAUUAAAUUAGAUAAAAAUGGACUUGUAUCAAUCGAUGAGGUGUAAUUAAUAGAAGAUUAUUAAGUUGAGGAAAAAAUUCCCAUCAAAAAAGAUAAUAAACCAACUGUUCCUGCUGCUUAAUAACCUUAAUAAUAAUAAAAUUAAGCUGAUAAUAGUUAAUAAUAAUAACCUGCAAAUAAUGUAGAUAAUUAAUAAUAAUAAUAAUAAGAAGAAGUUUAAUAAGAAUAUGAAAUCAAAAUGAGAAAAAAAACUAGAUAUACUAACUUAUAAUUCGAUUAACCUAAAAUCUUAUAUAGCUUAUUAAAAGAAUAAAUUGAUAUGUUCAUUAAUUUGUAAAUCUCUCAUAUUAAUUUUGAUAAUGUCACUAUUAAUACUUUAUUCAAAAAAAAUGAACUCGAAUCUUUCAUUUAUGCUUGGAGAGCUCAUUUAGAUGGAGGUAGUUAUCAAUAAUAUGCUUUACCUAAUUUAGUUCAUAGUGUUCUACAUGAAUUAAGAACUUAUGAAUAAUGGCUUUAUGAACAUGGAUAGGAAGCACCUUUAAAUGAUUAUGGUUAAAGAUUAGAAAAAGUUUAAUAAAUGUGUGCUCCUAUUUAAAGAAGAUAUAAUGAAUAUUCAAAUCUACCUGAUUCUAUAAAUUAAUUAUAAAAAAUUAUUUAAGAAUCUGAAGGAUUUGUUAUUUCUGGAGCUGAAUAAUAUGCACAUAUUAGUAAAGAAGAAAGAAAACCUAUUGCUGAUGAAGUUGAUAGAAUUAGAAUUUUUUUAAAUAAUGCUGAAAUUGCUUAAAAAAGACUCUAACUUCAUCAAGAUCCUGUUAUUACUUGUGAAGAAGUUUAGAAAUAAAUCAAUUCUUUAAUUAAUAUUUGUAAACCUAUUAUGAGUAAAUCAAAACCUGAACCAAAGAAAGAAGAAAAAAUGUAAACAGAAAAUGAUGCUAAUAACUAAAAUAAUAAUGCAAAUUAAAAACCUGAUGAAAAAAUGGAUAUUGAAAAAUGA